AUGGAGACCACCUGGAGAAGUUCGCUGCUGCCCUCUUCCAAAGUCGCGGCGAAGGAGCAGUUCGUGAAGAUAACUCCUCUCAAGAGCGUGUUCCCCAUGUUCGUCGAUCGCAAGACCAAGCUGUUGCCUCUCUCCGAGGUGCCGCGCGUGCUGAGGGCGUGCGGCCUCACGAUUCUCGGCGAGCAGGAGAAGACGAUCAAGCAGGAGGUCGAGAAGAUCGAUGGCUUGGGCAAGCCCGAGAACGAGAGCAAGUACAGCUCGACGUACGGCGCGGCAUACGACAGCCUCGGCACGCUGUGCUACGAGGGCGUCGUCGGGAACACUUCUGGGGUGGUCCAGAUCAGCCACCUGCAGCACAUCGUGACCAGCGUGGGGGACAAGGUCACCGCGGGCAGCUUUGCGACGGUCCACAAGGAUCUGCUGGGCGACCAGAAAGAGAACGUGCCCCUCGACGAACUCCUGGCCUACCUGCGGAGGUAA
Molecule: messenger RNA, 480 nt
Organism: Prorocentrum cordatum
Lineage: Eukaryota; Dinophyceae; Prorocentrales; Prorocentraceae
Source: the annotation of a GenBank genome assembly